UCAAUGUUUAAGCUCAACAUAUAAUUAAUGUUUUUUUUUAUUUUCUGCAAAAGAACAGUCUACAAUAUUUCGAAAGCAUCCCGUUUGAUGAUUUAUUGCGAUUGACAACAGUCAUUCACAGUAAUCAGUGCUUAGAGUCUCUCUAUUAAAUUAUUCAAUUAGGAAAUUUUAUUUUAAAUUAGCCAAUCGACACGUGAGCAGUCGGGCGUCCAAUGAGAUUGCGAACAUUUCGUUGUGGUAAUACGAUUACAAAAUGGCAAACAUUUAACGCCUUUAGGAACGCACGGCGACGUCAUUUGCGCGUCGGUAAAUAUUUGAAUGAGAGAGAGGCAACGUAUUUGGCCGUUGUUGAUGAUUGUUGACGGACUUGCCGGACGAUUAUCGAAGUGAUUUCUGUUAUUGUCAGUGCUGUUUUUUUAUUCAGUCGCAAGACGACGAGUGGCGAACGAGGUGCGCAAACCAGGUGGACACUUGGUAUUUCAACGCAAAUAUUGGGACCAUAUCUUUGUCAGAACAUACGUUCUUGAUGCCUUCGCAUGACAGCCGCACGUUGCAAGUUCUGCAAAACACUUACGAUGAGCUGCAGCGUUAUUAUGUUCUUCUACGACUGAUCCGGGCCGAUCUCGAGAGAAUAACGAAGAACUUUGCUGCCAUAAACGGAGUAUAAGAAUUAGAGAACAAGUCCAUUGGAGUUUAGAAAUACAAAAGAAAAGUUAAAUAUUUUUUUAUAUAAAAUGGAGUCUCGAAAGUCUCUAAUGCAUAAGAGAGUGGAAUCCUUGCACAAUUCGCCGACUUCUUCGUCGCCGUUGCGGAGAAAGUCCAUCGUUCAAGCCCUGUCAACGAGUACCUUUUCAGAGAAUGACGACGAAGCAGAGCGUAUCGCUCGUCGACGUGAGAUGCUCACAUCGACGUCGACAUCGCCGUCCACUAGUAGCCGAAGAUACUCUCUCGGCCUGGGGUUCUUGUCGAAUAUUCCGGCGCCCCAGAUGGCCGAGAGUAUCAAUCAAUGCAUAAAAUUGAGCACCGAAAACAAGAUCAAUAUCAAGAACGCGUUUAGCCUGGAAAUGAUCGACUUCAUGAUAUACAUGAUAAAGAAGCAGGAUGUCAAUAUGUCGAAUCUGCAGGUGGCCAGCACGUCCUUAGAUGUGAGUACCAAGAUUUAUGGAUAUCGCGUAGACAGUGUGCACAUGGAAAUACUCAAGAUGGUUGGCGGAUUGGACAAACGGGUCGUAGAUGGUAUGGAGCAGACGGAGGAGCAGGGAGAAACCAUGCAAACGGAAGAUGGGGAAGGUGCAAACGUCGAGACGACACAGAAAAAGAAGAAGAAGAAAUCAAAGCAGAAGAUUUUCAGCACCAUCGAGGCCCUAAGGGGCAACAUCGAGAUCGCAAAACCCAUGUCGGUGAUGAUAGGCGAGGGGGACCUGCAGACCAGUGACAUGCUGUACCAGGCGACGCUGCCAAACCACGCAAAUUCCGGUUUUUAUCAGCAUCCGUACAACGACGUGCUCGUCGACGUCCUGGAGGACACAUCGCGAAAUAAUUCGAAUUCGGCAAAGUAUACUGUACCAGUGAUCGAGGACUUUUCAAAUCUGGAGAUCUGCCCAUCGUACUCUAAUUUUGAGUUUCUCGGCUGGUCCGUGGACGAUGAGCCGGAAGAGAUGCCAGAGGAAGAAAACGAGCUCCAUGACAACACCGAUGAUGGCAACAGAUUCCAAUUCGAUUUAGACGCGAGUGUGGAGCAUGACGAUGAUCCGGCGCCUGAGCCCAUGAAUUACUUUGACAUGGAGCACGAGGCGAACAAUGAGAACGUUCAAACGUGUCGUCAGGGAACGGCGGAUCAAUCAGAGCAGGCGAAUAUUGUCGACGCACACAGCAUCCGGACAUCUGAAUACUCUUUCGUCCAACCGGGCAUAAGCUUGCAUUGGGCCGGCCCGGCUCACUGGAAAUUUCGAAAUUUCAUGAGAUCGUCCGCUGGGAUCGAGAACAGUGACACCAAGGAAGUAGCUUGCAUGCAGACCAAGCAGCGAAAGAAGAAGCAGUUCGAGUUUUUGUACGACGAUACUACACGAGAUAUCGUGGACGCCAAGUUUACUUUGAGCCAAUUAAACAAAUUACAGUCAAAGACUGCGAAAGCGGAAUGGAGCAUCGAGAAUCUGACGCUGCCAGAGGACGUGCAUUACGACAUCACGCAAAUGAGCAAGCUCUACCUGUAUCACAAAAUCGCCGUAAAGUUGCCGAACGAUAGAGAGGAAGCGGACUCGGUGGCCAUUGCGGAUGUGUCCGACGGCGAGAGAUACGACUACAAUAAUCCGAACGACACGCAGGAAUACUGUCCCAAUGUUGAGCACGAUGACGAUUACGACGAUUUCGGGAAUAGAGAUGUCAAUGAUGAUUGUAACUUCGACGAUAGCGCCGCUGUGUUGAGCAGCCAGGGUCUCACCGGUGACAAUCUGGUAGCCGCGCCGAAGUUGGUCAAUAAAAUACCUAUCGCAUACUGCUUGAAGGCGAAGAAGAUCGACAUGCGGGAGCUGAAGAAAUCGAUAUGGUCCUGUCUCAAGUUCACGAACAACAACGCGACUGCGACAAGCCCUAAAGAGAUGGAGGCGGAGGUUGACACGAUAAAAGAGAGGAAGCAAUUCAGCGACGUUUAUAAGUCGUUGCCGAAAUUACUGACGAAAAGCAACGCCGAAGCAUUGAGCGUACCGAUCUCCUUUAUCUCCCUGCUGCAUCUGGCAAACGAGAAAGGCCUGAGUCUUCAGUCGGUACCGGACAUGUCCAAUAUUAUCAUCGAGCCUGGAAAACCGACAACCUGAGAGACUUCGUUUUGUGUGUACAUAUUCAAGCAGACAUUGUUCUGAAUGUAAUAUUCUUAAAAAAUUGUAUAUUAAGCGUUUUACACAUAAUAAAAGUUAAUAUUUUUUUAAGGAUUGAUAGAAAGCGAAUUUUGUACAAUGCCGUAAUACAAAUUACAUUGUAAACUUAUUUUUUAUGACAAUAAUAUGGCGUAUAAAUUCUAGCGAAUAGUAUUUGAAAAUGAAGAAAAUAUUGUAAUAAUUAUAGGACAACGAGAUAGGAUAACGAGUUUAACGAACUUUUAUGAAAACUCGGCGGAGAUACUAAAAAUUAAAUAAACUUCUAAUCAAGAGAUUAUGAUAAUACUUGUACAAAUGUGAUUGGUUUACCAGCCGUUAGCUUAAAAUUGUAUUCAACGAUAGCUGAGAAUGUCAUUCGAGUUUUUCAAUUUUUCGUUGGUUUGUCAAUUUGUCAGAUUAAUAUUGCCUAGAAUUUUUAUAUAAAGCGAUUAUAAAUUACAGUUAUCGGAAAUUGUUGCAGAAAUUUUAUAUAUAUUUUUUAAUAUUUGUAUUUAACACGAUACAACACCGUACGAUAAAUACGUAUACGUGUAUAUUUUUGUCAUACAUAAAAUAAAAUAUCUUUAUACUAAAAUUUAAAAAA
Molecule: messenger RNA, 3456 nt
Organism: Monomorium pharaonis (pharaoh ant)
Lineage: Eukaryota; Metazoa; Arthropoda; Insecta; Hymenoptera; Formicidae
Product: condensin complex subunit 2
Exons: 2
Coding region: 735-2813 (692 amino acids)
Biological process (GO): mitotic chromosome condensation
Cellular component (GO): condensin complex
Molecular function (GO): chromatin binding
Source: RefSeq, a predicted model, not a curated record